GUGUGACACCAAGAAAGGAAAAGCGCGUGUGUGAACUGAGCAGAGAGUGUGGGACCGAAAGAGUCAGCUCAUCACUGUGGUGUUAGCGGCUUUGCACCGACUCCCCGAGCUCUCUGUAAUACUUUACAUUCAUUGAUAAGAGAGAGAGAGAGGGAGGGAGGGAGGUGCGUUAACAGUCCCGCUCUGGCGGAGCUUUAUCACGUGACACCAGGCGGAAGUAAACAAAGGAAAGGCGCAAAUGGCGUUAGCUUUUCACGUGUGUGUCUGAGCGCAGAGAAUGUUGUUGUGUGUGAGCCGAGUGUGUGAGCCGAGUGUGUGAGCCGAGUGUGUGAGCUGUGGCAGUAACAAUGCCUUCAGUUCAGUAUCUGAGAGAGUUUAUCAACGAGCGACUAACUGCUGCUGCUGAACAAAUAUUCUUGGAGUUUGAAAAAACGAUCGUCCAGUACGAGGAAGAGAUCGACCGUCAGCGCAGACUGCUGGAUAUCACCUGGAAACCCCAAAUCAAACUGCACAGGACAGACGUCCCACAGCAGCCUGUCUGUAAGGAGGAGGAGGUUCUCAUUGAGCUGCAGCUCUGUGACCAGGAGGAGCCAGAACCUCCACAGAUUAAAGAGGAACAGGAGGAACUGUGCAGCAGUCAGGAGAGAAAGCAGCUGGAACUGAAGGAGGAGACCGAUACCUUCAUGGUGACUGCUGCUGAGCAAAGAGACCACAGUGAACCAGACAAUGAUCGGCUCAUCACUAAUAACUCCCCUCUUGCUGAGAGCCAAGAUCAGGGAAGAAGCAGGAGUGCAGAUCCAGGAUCAACGAGAAAUCCAAACAUAAGUAAAAAUGCAGAAAGCUCUCCUUUGUCAGAGAGUCGGUCCAGUACUGGUGCAGGUACAAAGUCGUUAAAGUGUGAUGUCUAUGAACAAACCUUUAUGCAUGAGUCCCAAAUGACUUUACAUAACAGAGCUCACACAGGUGAGAAGCUGCAUGUUGGUAACUCUGCUGGGAAAGGUUUUAAUCAGAACGGUGCUGUGUUGGAGCGCGUGAGAGUUCAUGCAGGUAAAAAUCUCUGUAAGACUUGUGGUAAAAUGUUUUCUAGCCAAUCAGUACUUAGAAGGCAUACACAGAUCCACACAGGUGAGAAGCCAUAUUCCUGUAAAACAUGUGGGAAAAACUUUCGUCGAACUUGUCAUUUGACCCGUCACAUGAGAACUCAGACAGGUGAAAAACCGUAUCCUUGUCAAACAUGUGGGAAGAGUUUUCUUUCAACAGAUCAUUUAAAUAUCCAUGUGAGAUCUCACACAGGCGAGAAACCGUAUCCUUGUCAAACAUGUAGUAAACAGUUUUCUACGUCAUCGUCACUUAAACAACAUGUACGACUCCACUCAGGUGAGAAGCCGUACUCUUGCAAAACAUGUGGGAAAAGUUUUCGUCACAAUAAAAGUUUGUUUUUCCACAUAAGAACUCACACAGUUGAGAGGUCACAUGUUGGUAACACCUCCAGUAAAAAGUUUUCAAAUUCAACAUCACUUAAAAAACACAGAAAUUCAUUCAGGUAAAUAGCUGCAUUCCUGCAAAACGUGGGAAAAGUUUAAAUUCUCAUUUGACUAGCCACGUAAAUGUUGAACAUCAGCUAUUUUCUCCUGCUGAGAGCUCACACAGGUGAGAAGCUGUAGUCUUAACAUAUUUUUAGAAAAGGUCAAAUAUUUGGAGCCAAGUUUGACACAAAUGUACAAAUUCAUGCUGGUUCAAAUGUUUUUGCUUUUGGCUUGAAAACCUGUUCAGACUUCUACAAUGAUUGUUUGACUGUAUUACAUGUCGCAAUGUGUGAACUAAAUCUGAUGAUACCUGUCAUGUUGAAGCUUUUUUAUUCGUCAGGGAAAAUAUGAUAAAUCUUUUUUUGAAAUUGAUGGCAGCAACAGGUCUCAAAAAAGGUUCGAUAGAGGAUUCAAGAGGCUCAGCAGUCCCCCUGGUCUUUGUUGUGUUUUUGGUUUUCUGAUGCUCCAGAGGUUUCAGUUGGUGAAAGGUCUGGACUGCAAUAGGGCUGCGACUAAAGAUUACUUUGGUAGGCGACUAAUCUGGCAAUUUGUCUUUGAUUAGUCAACAAUUAUUUCGAUAAAUCUUGUCUCCGCUUCCUGUGGGAAGACUUCCUGUUCUAGGCUUUAGUACCUCACCUGCUCAGGUCUGCCCACCUGUGAGUAUCACCCUCUUGUCUCGUCCCACAGAAAAUUAAAACAAUGACCCAGGAGACAUAAGAAUUUGAAAAUAAUCAAAUGUAUUUUUAACAUCAAUACUUAAAUAUUUAGUCCUAUUUUACUCAGUAGGACUGUCCAAAUAAAAAUGAAAUAAAUACAAAUAUUAAGCAAUAUGAAUUAAAGUUCUAGUAGUAUUUAAACCAAAAAUUCAGCUUUAAAGUAAAUAAAAAAAGAUUUUGUUUUCCAGUCCAAAAUAACAAGUUUCCAAAGUUUACAGAUGAUUCUGUUUUGCUGUUCGCACUGCCUUCUUCUUCGUUAGUAUUGAGUGCAGUCUUGGCAGACAACAUAGGUGACACUGCCCCCACAGCUUCCUGUAGUGGGUUUUAGUUUAAAUUAAAAAAAACAACAACAACAUUUAUGUGGUUUUAAGAUGUGACAAGAAAUUUCUAUGUCAGUGUCAUCGAUUAUGUCGACGAAUCAUUGUAGCCCUACAAAUUAACCUCACUGUUUUCAAAAUGCUCCUCCACCUGUUUUCUUUAGCACCACUUAAUUCUCCAGCCUUUGUUGUUCCAUCUUGAAACAUCUCGCUGCAUUAAAGUCAAAACAAGUUUAUAGUUUUCUUAAAAUUGUAGAUUUUUUCAGCAUUUUAUAUGUUUUUUUUUUUCUGUUCUAUUUUGAAUAAAAUAUGGGUUUCUGAGAUUUGCAUUCUGUUUUUAUUUCUAUUUUACACAAAGUCCCAACUGUUUUGGAAUUGGAUUUGUAUAACUGCUAACCCAGCUUUGAGUUGGACUCCUGCUGAAGGACAACAUUAAAUCGUUGAGAACAUGGUUCGAUCCUGGAUUGUAGUCCAGGAAAAGAAUGUAGACUUUGUUUCUCACACAAACAGUUUCCUCUGUGUCUGCUUUAGUGUCCUGAGAUAAAAUCAUGCAGUGAAU
Oreochromis aureus is the source of this 3118-nucleotide messenger RNA. RefSeq names its product zinc finger protein 664-like. NCBI's taxonomy places the organism in Eukaryota, Metazoa, Chordata, Actinopteri, Cichliformes, Cichlidae. Gene Ontology annotation, cellular component: nucleus. Gene Ontology annotation, biological process: regulation of transcription by RNA polymerase II. The record is from RefSeq and is a predicted model, not a curated record. The transcript is spliced from 2 exons. Gene Ontology annotation, molecular function: DNA-binding transcription factor activity, RNA polymerase II-specific; RNA polymerase II cis-regulatory region sequence-specific DNA binding. The coding region runs from base 348 to 1547 and encodes 399 amino acids.